GAGCCCGUCUCUUCGGCAGCGAGACAGAGCAGCUUGGAGAGACUGCAGCACAUCCUCAGCUGCUGCUAGCCCACCUGACAGCACCGCGGAGCGGAUAGGCAGCACCGUGCCAGCCAGCCUCCCGGUUCACAUCGCAAUACACACCGCGUUCUUGGAGGGGAAUGGGGGGGGCACCUAGCCCGCUACAGCUGACUGCCUAGAUCUCUAUAGAAGCGGGUGAAAGCUCACAACCAGGCGGUCCAGGAAGAUGGUCUCCUGGAUGAUCUCGCGGAUAGUCGUCCUUUCCUUCGGGACGCUCUACCCAGCAUACUCCUCAUACAAGGCUGUCAAAACGAAGAACGUGAAGGAAUAUGUGAAAUGGAUGAUGUACUGGAUAGUGUUUGCGUUGUUCACUACAGCAGAGACCGCCACAGACCUGCUCCUAUCAUGGUUUCCAUUUUACUUUGAGCUAAAGAUUGCCUUUGUGAUCUGGCUCCUGUCCCCAUACACCAAGGGCUCCAGUGUCCUCUACCGCAAGUUUGUCCACCCAACGCUGUCCAACAAAGAGAAGGAGAUAGAUGAGUACAUAGCGCAGGCCAAAGACAGGAGCUAUGAGACCAUGAUGAAGUUCGGGAAGAGGGGUCUCAACCUGGCUGCUACUGCUGCUGUCACCGCAGCCUCCAAGGGGCAGGGCGUGCUCUCGGACAAGCUGCGGAGUUUCAGCAUGCAGGACCUGACUCUCAUCAACGCUGAGGACGAGCUGGGUCUGCACGCUGCAGACGCCCGCAUGAGACGGGACCCCAAGGACGAGUUGAGCUCAGGGUCUAGCACGCUGCCCCGGGCCAAGAGCACCGCUGCACGGCAAACCCGCUCUUCGGCGGCGGCGGCGGCCACGUCCCUUGUUGACGACGCGUUAUCCCAACACGGCUCUGACCAAUCAGACACAAGGACUGAACACUCUGAUGAAGAUGCAGGAGACAAAGCCCCCAAACGUAGUACCACCGUCAAGGCCACCAAGAAACCUGCUGCUGCGAAGACCGAGACACAAACAAAGACGGUGAAGAAGCCGACCAAGAAAAAGGCCACGACUAUUAACGCAGAGACGCCAAUAUGAGGCCUGCUGUCCACAUCCACCGGCCUACACUCUCCCCACACACAUCCUGCAGGCCCUUCCUCCUCUGUAUGGUUUCCUCACAAAUGCGGACACACUGUGUCUAAGCACUGAAAUUGUGUCACUCUUGCUGUUUUUUUUUAUUAUUAUUUUUUUUUUUAUUUUAGAGCAAAGUGCAGGUUUUAGUUUUUAGCAGUAUUUGGGCAACCUUACGUUGGGUUGCUUCUUUAACAGUUACUGGGUUGAUGCAUAUUUUCCCUCUUUACUUACUGUAGGUUCAUCCUAGAUCCAGCAGUCGGGGAGGCUCAUUUGUCCUUUAACCCCUAGACCUAUAGGUAGGAGACAUCGUAAGCUGGCCAUGUUGCAGGUUUCCAGUCUCAUUGAUUCACAUCCUGUUGCUGACAUUGGAACAGUCUCAAUUUAGGCUGUUGUUGGUUCAAUUAUCUCCAGUAAAAUAUUAAAUUUCCCACUCUUAGUUCUAGAUUCAAGCCCUUAGUGUCCUCCGGCCUACUCCUGCAUGAUUCCAAUCAACAAAUGUCGUCCUCUCGCUGUGUGCAAGCUACAAGUCUGGGUUUUCAUCCGGACCCGAUGGUAGCAAUCCUCAGAAGUCUUCUCCAGAGCACGGACAACAUCACCAAAACAGUUGUCUUUUAUUGUGCCUGAAGGUUGAAAGUUUCAAGCAUUGUCCAAUAGUUGUAGACAUCCUCAUUACUCUUUCCGACAUAAUUCCCACUUUUGACUUCAGCUCAUAAUAUCACCACCAUGUCCUAGCUCAUGCACCUGUGUAGUUUAACAGGAUGACUUGAGAUCAAACCUGUUAUUGAGUCUGGCUCUGCUAAGUUCAGGUCUCAUUUACAGUCAUUUUCUUCCCGACUAAUUUAAUUUGACUUUCACAUCAUUUUACAUUACUGUUGAUGGGAAUGGUUUGUUUAGUGUUGGCUGAGUUAUCCUUCAUCUAGACUUCACUCUCUUAUUUAUUACGCUUCUGUUUUAUCAAGGUCUUUUGGUCAUGUGAUUAGUAAUAAGUAUGAUUGUGCAUAGCCGGGUAAUUCUGUAACUCCCAAUAAAUACAGUAGUCAUAGAAGAGUUGCCGGUGUUUUUGAGGUAACAGAUCUGCCUUCACCAUGGUAGUGACGUCUGUAUAUUGUUUGUGUUCAACAUUAGAAGGUCAAGGAGACGCUUUGCACAUUCUCACUCCUGUGGUAACAGUCUGCCUCUUUGCCAUAUUUAAAAAUCUCAGAAGUCAGGAGAUAGCAAAGCAAUAUGGAACUAAUUAAACCAAAACCAACAUCAGGAGACGGAGGGAUUAUUUUCUGACCCCUGUGCUGUUAUUCCAGAUGUGGAGGAAGUGUCAGACGAGGCUCGGGGUGUUUCUAAAGACACGGGACUUUUGUUUUGGUAAUGGCUCUUUUGGUUGCCAUCCACUGCAUUGGGUGUAGUUUCUGCUGGGUCCUUUUAAUGAGCAAUUCAAAAGCAUGAUACUACUUCUGCACUCAUUACUGUUGUCUGUAGUGUGAUGCUAGUCUGAACCAGUAGAGGGAGACAAACUCCACCUCAACUCCUGGCAGAGUUGCUAAACAAAAUGUAAACGGUAACAGUGACUGUAUAUACAAUAUGAGCUUGCUUGCCUUAUUCAUUCUCUGGGCUUGAAUCCAUUGACUUAUUAAUCAUUUGUGUGCUUUAAAAAAAAAAAAAAAAAGCUCAGACGACAAAUGAUUUUUGUAUUUUUAACAUGUUUUAUUUUCUGCCUUUUCUCAUUAAUUUUAACUCGCCUCAAUCACAAAGUAAGGAACCUCUAGACUGAGUUUAAACUGAUGUUUGUGUAUUCAAAUCUUGCUAUAUGCUCUACUCAGACAGGAUACCAAGUAUUUUUGGGCCAAAAGCUAAAAAUGGCCUCUUUUUGUUUUCAUCUUAAGUUAACAUUUGCUUCGAAUAAAAAGAAGACCGUAUGUAAAGGAAAAGUAUAUAUUUUUUUUUCUUUCAUCGAGAUACAGGCCUGCAUUUUAUUCUUGUGUUCAUGCCAAUUUUUCAUAUUUAUUGUUUAUUUUUUUUCUCUGUUUUGAAAUCAGUAUUGUUUACAGGAUUGUUCAUUUGUAUAUUGUUUGUGCCAAUUCUCAAAGCUCCUUGUCAAAAAGCAUUACAGUGUGUGUGCUGGGACAAUGGUAUCCAACAAGGUCAUGUGUCUUUCAAAACUACUAAUAAAGGAAAUUCAAUCACA
Molecule: messenger RNA, 3308 nt
Organism: Anarrhichthys ocellatus (wolf-eel)
Lineage: Eukaryota; Metazoa; Chordata; Actinopteri; Perciformes; Anarhichadidae
Gene: reep2
Product: receptor accessory protein 2
Exons: 8
Coding region: 248-1093 (281 amino acids)
Biological process (GO): endoplasmic reticulum tubular network organization
Cellular component (GO): cytoplasmic microtubule; endoplasmic reticulum membrane; endoplasmic reticulum tubular network
Molecular function (GO): microtubule binding; taste receptor binding
Source: RefSeq, a predicted model, not a curated record